GUCAGCAGUGGUGCAGUAUUGUUAGUUACAGUGUAACUGUAUAAUUUGUUUGCACCUUAGCUACAAUGACACAUUAUCAGAGGCGACCUCAGGAUCGAGUCAGGGUGUUACAUAGCCAGUGAUGGGGACAACAAGCCAGAGCAGCACCAUCAUGGAAACUGGAGAUGACAUCCCAGAUCCUGCACAGUUUAGUGACGACACUGCAGCGUGCAUUGUUUCUGUGAAAGGCUUAAAGGAGAACUGGCAGAAAUGGUCUGAUGAGCACCGGGAGUACCAGAAGCACAACCCCUUCAGUCACGACAGCAGGCCCAGUGUGGUGGUCCCUCAGAGGGGGCAGGACGACUAUGGGAGGCCCCUGCAGGGGUCCAUGACAGAGCAGCGGGGGAAAGAUGCUCACACGCACAUCAGCAGAGAGGUUGAGGAGCUGUGUGAGGUGAUAAGGAACAUUGGAGAGCACAAAGAUGGGGAUAGAAGCGGGAGCGAUGAGAAAGUAAUCACUGUGGAAUUUGGGAAACUGUUUGAGCAUUAUGUGACAAUCUCUAAUAAACUGGUGGGGAUUCUGCUGCGAGCGAGGAAGCAGCGGCUGGUUGAGUUUAAGGGGGAGAUGCUGUGGCAGGGAAAGGAUGACCACACAGUUAUCACUCUGUUGCAAUGAUCAGAAACGUAGUGUUUACGCCUUGAUUCAUUUUAUGUGCAGUAUUGAGAUACUUCAUGGCCGCACUCACUGUGGUAUUCACAUAGCACUGAUUGUUCUUUUGUCACAUAAUAGCACUCUAAACACCUCUACCUAUACUUACACAAGUGGCUGAUAAGUCACACAGUAGGCAUACUAAUGCAUUUUUCGCCUAAUGCUUAAAAACACACAAUCUACUAAAUCAAUCCUGCAAAGUGCAGAUACAUACAGGAAGUACAGAAAGUCAC
Messenger RNA from Plectropomus leopardus (leopard coralgrouper), 921 nucleotides. RefSeq names its product actin-binding Rho-activating protein. Gene Ontology annotation, molecular function: actin binding. Gene Ontology annotation, biological process: positive regulation of Rho protein signal transduction; positive regulation of transcription by RNA polymerase II. The record is from RefSeq and is a predicted model, not a curated record. Gene Ontology annotation, cellular component: sarcomere. NCBI's taxonomy places the organism in Eukaryota, Metazoa, Chordata, Actinopteri, Perciformes, Serranidae.